AUGAGCAACAGUAAUGGAUUUGCAUUAAAUCUAAAAGAACGUUUGGUGAAAAAGAAAGAGGAAAAGAUGCCUUCCAAGCAAAUCUCUCUUGUGGAUCAAUUGACACUUUCAGGUAUCACAAAGCUCUUUUAUGUAUGCAAUGAUAUUAUCCUACAAGACUUCUACUACAAACUGUCUGAAUCUAAAGAUGCAUUGGAUAUACAGACUUAUCAAACAAGUACCUAUGUGUUUGCAGCCAUUCGUCACCGAGAUAAAAUUGUGCUUUGGCAACGCAAGCGAGAUCACCCAUUACGUCCUUUUUAUCGUCUCAAGGUGUUUUGGAUUCCAACUGAAGCAAAGAGCAUUGCAUUCGCAGAUGAUCGCAGUACACUUCGUCAUAUUCUAGCUGUCUUUUCAAGUGAAGCCACAGCCAUUGAAUUAAGAGACAGCAAAGUACAAUCUGUGCCUAUUGAUCCUACAUUAGAACGCAUCUAUCAAACAACAUGGAUUCGAGAUCAAUACGAGCAUCAACUUGGAUCACCCAAAUCACCCAUCAAUUCACCUAUACCCCAAUCGCUGAACAACAAUAAUGAACCUUAUCCCACACUGCCGGCCAGUCUUUCAGUUCCUCCUAUCCAAUGGACAUCACUCAUCCAGCUUCCAUUUUACCCUGAUUCUCUUCCAGCUACCAUGCUUACUACUGACUAUUCUAUUCCUCCUUCUUAUGCUACUGUAAUCACAUCGCUUAGUAGUGCUGCUCCACCUGAUCCUGUUGCACUACCCUCCACUGAUUUGCCUCAACUCUUCUUUGCCACUUUGUCAAAGCAGAGUUAUAUCAUUGAUCUUUCAGGUGCCUUAUUUUCAACCCAAGUCUAUCGAUGGACUGAAGCACCUGUCCAUAUUGAGUUUAUUCAGAUUGAUCCAAACACAAAUGAUUGGUAUGUGGUUGGAUUUGGAACAGAAACAGUUGAAGUGUUACAGAUUAAGACAGGCCAAUCGAUCCAAAGUGUAAUGCGUGGUGUACCUGUCAAAUUUCUGGGCCGUUGGGAUGUGCCUGUUCCAAGAGAAGACAAUAAGCGAAAACCCAAGCAUGUAUUUCAUGCUUUGUUCUGGAGCAGUUGUGCAUCGAGUGAAAGAGUGCAUGUAUACAUGUUAAAAUCCACUAAAAGUUAUAGAUAA
This is a messenger RNA of Gilbertella persicaria, 1158 nucleotides long. RefSeq lists its product as uncharacterized. The record is from RefSeq and is a predicted model, not a curated record. Lineage: Eukaryota; Fungi; Mucoromycota; Mucoromycetes; Mucorales; Choanephoraceae. The coding region runs from base 1 to 1158 and encodes 385 amino acids. The transcript has a single exon.